Sphenostylis stenocarpa is the source of this 2145-nucleotide messenger RNA. The record is from the annotation of a GenBank genome assembly. Lineage: Eukaryota; Viridiplantae; Streptophyta; Magnoliopsida; Fabales; Fabaceae.
AUGCCUUCACUCGUUCUCUCUGACAGUGACACCACCCCCCAAGAAAAUAAGAAGCACGGCGCCAGGAAAGCCAAGAGCCAAUCCCCAACCAUCAUUGCAGAGAAGAAGAGUGCCUCCAAACUCCUCUCCAAUUCCAACGCCCCCGAUCCCGACCACGAUGGGGUCUCGGGGAAGCUCCAGAAGAAGGCGAAGAAGCGCAAGGCUUCAGAUAUAGAGGCCAUGGCGGCGACCAACGAUGCCGACGACGAAACUAGUUCCGAGCUGGUCGAGCCCGAACCUUCUAGAGAAGACGACCACAAGAAGAAGAAAAAGAAGAAAAAGGCCAAGUCCGAGGAACAGACUUUAGUGAUGGAAGCAGAGGAAAAAGAAGAGAAGAAGGAGGAUCCUAAUGCUGUCUCCAAAUUCAGGAUAUCCGAACCGUUGAGGCAAAAAUUAAAGGAGAAGGGCAUCGAAUCAUUGUUUCCGAUUCAGGCCAUGACUUUCGAUUUAGUACUCGACGGCUCUGAUUUGGUUGGUCGGGCUCGCACUGGUCAGGGUAAAACUCUGGCAUUUGUGUUGCCCAUAUUAGAGUCUUUAACAAAUGGUCCAGCCAAAGCUUCAAGAAAGACUGGCUACGGGAGGACUCCAAGCGUUCUUGUGCUUCUACCUACUAGGGAAUUGGCUUGUCAGGUGCAUGCUGAUUUUGAAGUUUAUGGUGGGGCCAUGGGAUUGAGCUGUUGUUGUUUGUAUGGUGGAGCUCCAUAUAACACUCAAGAAAUUAAGCUUCGGAGAGGUGUUGAUAUCGUAAUUGGCACACCAGGUCGUGUUAAGGAUCAUAUCGAGAGGGGCAAUAUAGAUCUGAGCCAACUAAAAUUUCGUGUCCUUGAUGAAGCAGAUGAAAUGCUGAGAAUGGGUUUUGUUGAAGAUGUUGAAUUGAUUCUAGGUAAGGUGGAAAAUGUUAAUAAAGUUCAGACUCUUCUUUUCAGUGCUACUUUGCCAGACUGGGUUAAGCACAUUGCUGCACAAUUUCUGAAGCCAGAUAAGAAAACUGCUGACCUGGUUGGAAAUACAAAAAUGAAGGCUAGUACCAAUGUGAGGCAUAUUGUUAUCCCUUGUUCUGCCUCUGCUAGGUCCCAACUUAUCCCAGACAUUAUUCGCUGUUAUAGCAGUGGAGGCCGGACAAUUAUAUUUACCGAGACAAAGGAGUCUGCUUCUCAGCUUGCAGGGUUGUUACCUGGAGCAAGAGCUCUUCAUGGGGACAUACAGCAAGCUCAACGUGAGGUUACUCUGUCUGGCUUUAGGUCUGGGAAAUUCAUGGCAUUAGUUGCGACAAAUGUGGCAGCUCGAGGUCUUGAUAUUAAUGAUGUUCAGUUAAUUAUCCAGUGUGAGUUCCCACGGGAGGUAGAAUCCUAUAUCCAUCGUUCUGGACGGACAGGAAGAGCAGGUAAUACUGGGGUUGCUGUUACGCUUUAUGAUCCAAAAAGAUCUAAUAUAUCUAAAAUAGAAAGAGAGUCCGGUGUAAAAUUUGAACACAUAUCUGCCCCUCGGCCUGAUGAUAUUGCCAAAGCUGUCGGUGGGGAAGCUGCUGAAAUGAUUACCCAAGUAUCUGAUAGUGUGAUUCCGGCAUUCAAAGCUACUGCCGAAGAGCUUUUGAAGAGUUCUGGUUUAUCAGUUGUUGAAUUGCUUGCAAAGGCUCUUGCAAAGGCUGUUGGUUAUACCGAAAUAAAGCAAAGAUCACUUCUCACUUCCAUGGAAAACUAUGUUACAUUGCUUCUUGAAAUUGGGAAACCAAUCUUCACCCCUUCUUUUGCGUAUGGAAUCUUGAGGAGAUUCUUGCCUGAAGAGAAGGUGGAGGCUGUGAAAGGUCUUUCACUCACUGCUGAUGGAAAUGGUGCUGUUUUUGAUGUACCUGCUGAAGAUUUAGAUACAUAUCUUAGCGGUCAGGAAAAUGCUGCUAAUGUAAGUCUAGAGGUGUUGAAAGCUUUGCCACGUUUGCAACAGAGAGAUCAAUCAAGGGGUGGUAGAUUUGGUGAUGGUGGUGGUCGUGGUGGUGGGCACAGGUUUGGAAGAGGAGGAGGAGGCAGGAACGGUAGAUUUUCAAAUGAUAGGUUUUCCAAUGGUGGUGGAAGAGGUGGUCGUGGCAACUGGGGUGGAAAGAGAUGGUGA